Molecule: messenger RNA, 3014 nt
Organism: Cyclopterus lumpus (lumpfish)
Lineage: Eukaryota; Metazoa; Chordata; Actinopteri; Perciformes; Cyclopteridae
Gene: slc10a7
Product: solute carrier family 10 member 7
Exons: 11
Coding region: 169-1194 (341 amino acids)
Cellular component (GO): plasma membrane
Source: RefSeq, a predicted model, not a curated record
CGUGUCCGGAAGUAGUUCCGGUUGCUCCGCUUCGGUUUCGUGACAGACAGAAGAAGCUCCAGAGGAAGAAGCGCUCGGAGUUGUAACGUCAGUCCGGCUGGAGCGACGUGCGGCCGGGGCGGCGUGAACCGGUGGACCCCCCCCCCCCCCCCCGGGGGCGUGUGAAGCAUGGGCCUCCUGGCGAGGGCGCGGAAGGAGUGGUUCAUCAUCGGGAUCGUGCUGGUCAUCCUGUCCGCCAAGCUGGAGCCCAGCGUCGGCGUCCGAGGCGGGCCGUUGAAACCGGAGGUCACCAUCACCUACGUCGCCGUCUCGCUCAUCUUCUUCAACAGCGGCCUGUCCCUGAAAACAGAGGAGCUGACCAGCGCGCUGCUCCACGUCCGGCUCCACCUCUUCGUCCAGUCCUUCACGCUCGUCUUCUUCCCGCUGGUCGUCUGGCUGCUGCUCAAAGUGCUUUCGCUCACCGCCAUCGACCAAUGGCUGCUCAGAGGCUUACAGACGGUGAGCUGCAUGCCCCCCCCGGUCUCUUCGGCGGUUAUUCUCACCAAGGCUGUCGGCGGCAACGAGGCUGCUGCCAUCUUCAACUCAGCGUUUGGAAGCUUCCUGGGCAUCGUGGUGACUCCGGUGCUGCUGCUGCUGUUUCUCGGCUCGUCGUCCUCCGUUCCCUUCUCCUCCAUCUUCUCUCAGCUCUCCGUGACCGUGGUGGUCCCGCUGAUCCUGGGUCAGGUGUGCCGCGGUUUCCUCAGGGAGCAUCUGGAGCGCCGGAAGCUUCCGUUCGGCGCCGUCAGCAGCGCCGUCCUCCUCAUGAUCAUCUACACCACCUUCUGUGACACCUUCAGCCGCCCCAACAUAGAGCUGGACCCCACCAGCCUGCUGCUGGUGGUCCUCAUCAUUUUCUCCAUCCAGCUCAGCUUCAUGCUGCUCACGUUUGCCUUUUCUACCAGGUCAGGAUCAGGAUUCAGCGCCGCAGACACUGUGGCCAUCAUGUUCUGCUCCACACACAAGUCUCUCACUCUGGGUAUCCCCAUGUUGAAGAUCGUGUUCGAGGGCUACGAGCACCUCUCUCUGAUCUCGGUCCCUCUGCUGAUCUACCACCCGGCUCAGAUCCUGCUGGGCUCCGUCCUCGUGCCGAGCAUCCGGAGCUGGAUGACCAGCCGGCAGAAGGCGGUGAAACCUCCGACUCUUCAGCCCGUCUGACGAAGACGAGUUCUGAGCGGCGUCGGCGGAGUGAUACGGUGGAACGUGCCUUAUUACAAACUACAGACCUCAGCGCGGCGGAGGGACGUCGUGCACCAGUCGCCUCGAUAUUCUCAGACAAAAAACUCACGUUUAAUAUUUCCAUCAUACAUAUUCUUUUAUAUUUAAAAGAAGCACACAAAUAACUUAUUUUUAUAUGAAAUACCUGCAAAAAAAGAGAAUAUCUGUUUUUUUUAAAUUACCUUUUUAUUUAAACACGAAUGGACCCAACAAGCCGAGUUACUGUUACUUGUUGUUGUUCUUUCUAUUUUCUACUUUUUUUUCCUACUCUUUGUCCCAGCUGUCACUGCCAGGACACGUGUUACAUUUAUAAUUUGAGGAGCAAACUAAUGCUGGAGUUUCUGAGAUUUAAUAUACAGUAUGAGAAUGACGGUUUCUGAUUCGUUCUAAAACAACGCUUGUUGUUUGUUUGUGUGUUUGUUGACGAGAAGCAGUCCUGUAGCGAGGCAUGUUGACGUAACUCAUGAUCUCAAUGAUGAAGCUGUGACAUGAACCACGAGGUAGAGAAUCUAAUUGUCCAAAGUAUCCUCAUCUUUCCUGGAUCUCUGUAGAUUCUUUACAUCUCUUUUGUGAAACUAUGUUUAUAAAGAUUGUUUUUGGUAUUUGGUCCACGAGAGCAUUUUUAACUUGGACCAAUGAGGAGGCGGUUAUCGGUCCACAUGCAUUGGAAGCAGAUGAUGCCUCAUUCUAACUGUGAUUGGGGUACAUGCUAACAUGCUAAUGUUUAGCCGGUAUAACCGUGAUCACCAUCUUUGCGUUAGCAUGCUAACGUUGGCUAAUUGCCAGAAAGACACAAAAGUGCACCUGAGGCAUCGUAUAAAUGUCAUAAAACUAUUCAGUACUGGGCGAAUACAGAUUUUGACCAGGUGGUGGCGCUAGAUGAAAAGUACGAGGACCACGAAGGUGAUCACGGUUCAUCCCCAGGGGAUCACGAAUGUCUGAACCAAAUCCGAUGGCGAUCCCAGUCUGGACCAAAGUGACGGACGAGCGAGGCUUAGAAGGAACGAACAGUUUACAGAGUGUUUUCUACUCAUAGAGAUGACAGUGAAUGUAUCAUCGUCAGAACCAAUCAGGUGCAACACGUGACCAUCCAGUCAAAACAUGGAUCGCACUAUUUUUCGGCAAUGUUCAGCUGCUUUGUGACGUGACCAAACUGACAUUACUGCAUGAGGAAUGUGCAACACGAGGGCACGACGUUGCUCAGGGGCACUUAGGUAGUGUCACUCCCUUAGCCUUACAUCCUCCUGGGGAUUUAAUGUCAAUUCUGAUUUCUGCAGGGUCUUCUGAUUAACCCAUUAGACAUCCACAGCUCUGUGAACACCUGCUUGUUUUCUUUUGUAGUACAUGAUAGCAUUAGCAGUCCAAUGCUAACGUAGGAAGUAGUGCGUCCUUUACGUGGCAACAUGGGUUGUCAGUGUGUGGCGGUCGGGUUGGAAAAACUUAUAUUAUUUAGCUACUUUUAACCGGGGGUCUACAUUUCCGAACUAUAAUCACACUGUAACCAUGGUUUACUUGUCAUAACUAUGAUGUCUCCCUCACGUUCACCAUACAGUGGUUAUCGGGAUGUAUCUGGAAAAUACAUUUCAAAAACGUUAGCCGUGGACGUUAAAAAUGGUUUUAAUUGAACCGGGGUUUUGCAGGUCCUCUGAUUUCAGUAUAUUUUAUAUUAUAUAGUAUAUUUUGGAAAGUGUAUGUAAAGGUGUGCCCUUCCACUUGUUUACAUAAAGUGUUCAGAAAUAAACGUACAAACUUAAAAACAA